Messenger RNA from Salarias fasciatus (jewelled blenny), 2939 nucleotides. It is a transcript of the gene mon1bb, whose product is annotated as MON1 secretory trafficking family member Bb. Gene Ontology annotation, biological process: protein targeting to vacuole; vesicle-mediated transport. Gene Ontology annotation, cellular component: Mon1-Ccz1 complex. Lineage: Eukaryota; Metazoa; Chordata; Actinopteri; Blenniiformes; Blenniidae. The record is from RefSeq and is a predicted model, not a curated record. The coding region runs from base 145 to 1977 and encodes 610 amino acids. The transcript has 6 exons.
UGCGCUGUGGUAAGAGCAGAAUUUGUUUUCUGCCUCUCAUUCUUGACAGCUUGUUUGUUGCCGGGCUUCCAAUGAAAGUUAACGUGACUGAUCAGAUUUGCAACACGACGCUUCGACGGGACUAAAUCAGAGUGGGAUGGUAUCAUGGAGAAAGACAAUCGUCAAGAAGAGGAGGCACAGGGAGUGAAGAUCUGUGAUCCUCCGUCUGACAGCAAUCCACCUGCUGACACCUUGGCCACCUCGCUCUCCCUCCUGGGGAACCACAUGUUUCCCGAUCCAUCCUGUAGAAAUGACAGCGCCGAUGUUAACAAGGACGAGCUUGCAGAUUCGCGCCUGCCAGACGACGCGGCAGCAGAGGAGCCCGGCAUGGACGAGGAGCCUCCUUCUAACCAGGUGACGAAGCUCGAGACGGAGGAGACGGACUGCGACGCGUCCUCUCAGCCGCCUGACACAGAGACUGAGGACGCUGCUGUCAGCAACGAUCAGAACGACUCUGGCGAGUUCGUUGUCACCAUGCUGGCCAAGGCCAAGCUGGAGGAGCAGGGCAUCGGCGUGAAGGGGCGAUCGUCGCCCCUGUUGGAGGCAGGACCAGAGGAAUCUCCCGCGUUUGUGUCUCAUCGGGACGAAGACGUUACAGCGGACAGCUGGCGACAGCACCGGAAGCACGUGUUUGUGCUGAGUGAAGCCGGCAAACCCAUUUACUCUCGGUACGGCAGCGAAGAGGCUCUCUCAUCCACCAUGGGGGUCAUGAUGGCGCUGGUGUCCUUCGUCCAGAGUGGAGACAACAUCAUCCGCUCCGUCUAUUCAGAGGAGCACACGGUGGUCUUCCUGCAGAAAGGCCCCCUGGUGUUGGUGUGUGUGUCCAGCAGCCGCCAGUCGGAGCAGCAGCUGCGCGGCGAGCUCCUCUACGUCUACUACCAGAUCAUCAGCAUGCUCACCCAGGCCAGCAUAUCGCGCAUCUUCGAGCACAAGAAGAACUACGACCUGCGGCGGCUGCUGGCGGGCUCGGAGAAGAUCCUGGACGGCCUCCUCAACCUGGUGGACUCGGACCCCAGCUUCCUGCUGGCGGCGGUGCACUGCCUGCCGCUGGCCUCCUCUCUCAGGGACUCGCUCAGCCAGAUCCUGCAGAAGGCCAUCACGGCCAACCUGGUCUUCUCCAUCCUCAUCGCCAAGAACCAGCUGCUCACCAUCGUGCAGGAGAAGACGGUCAUCGAGGACUCGAGGCUGGAGCCCGCCGACGUCCACCUCCUGCUCAACCUCAUCGGCGCCUCCUCCGCCUUCCAGGCCGGGGAGAUCUGGACUCCCAUCUGCCUCCCCCUCUUCAACCCUGACUGUUACUUUUAUGCAUACAUAUCCUACCUGGACCCCCCGGAGUGCACGGUGUGCCUGCUGCUGCUGUCCACGGACAAGGAGGCAUUCUACGCCGUGGCCGAGUGCAAGAGGAAGAUCGAGGAGGCCAUGGCGGCACAGAACUCGCUCAGCCUCAUCGCCAAGGCGCAGUCGUACAGCGUGAGUCAGGUGGGCGUGUCGGACCUCAGACACUUCAUGUACAAGCCCUUCGACGUGCCAGACAACUACCGCCAGCUCACCCAGUUCACCAGCCCAGAGAUGGAGGCGCCGUACAGUAGCGAGGAGGAGAAGAUGCGACUCCUGGAUCUUUAUCGUUAUAUGCACAGCCGAAUCCACAGCACCUCACGACCCCUCAAGCUCAUCUACCACGUAGCUGAGAGAGAAACUCUGCUGGCCUGGGUCACCAGCAAAUUCGAGCUGUACACCUGCUUCAGCCCGCUGGUGACGAAGGCCUGCGCCAUCACCGCUAUCACCAAGCUCCUCCGCUGGAUUAAGAAGGAGGAGGAGCGCCUCUUCAUCAGAUACCCCCCGAAGUAUUCAACCACCCCCAACCCCAGUAAGAGCUCUCGAGGUGGCAAAUCGGAGCAGCAGGACUCCACAGAUAACGGCUUCUUAUCUCUCCUAUAGGACUGUGACGGUGCGGCUCUGCCCACAUCAGCUAUAGUUCCUACACUGGUUCCCACAGUAUUUUUUUUUUUUUUUUUUCCACUCGUUGGACUGGACGGACAAUGACUACUGGAAUCAAAACACUACGUUUUACACUAUUUAAGAAGGACCGAGCAUUAGUCCUCGACCGUAACGGGAAGGCGUGCCGUCGCGUCGCUGCUUUCGAACAGAAACAGUCAGGGCAAAUACAGCGUCGGCGCAUUUUAAAUUGAACUGUGGCAGAACGCGAUCGCAAUGAUAUUUAAAUGUUUUUAUAUUGUUUUAUUACAGGAAAAAGAGAGAUGUUUUCUUCACGGACGAUGAAUGUAUCACACUGAUAUGACAGUUCGUUUAUAUAUGCUACCAAGUCAUUGUCUUUUUUUUUUCUCUUCAUUUUUGUGUGACUCAAUGCGAGGAGCGAUGAACUUCUGCUACGUUUUCAGACCAGGUCACAUCUCCGCACUGUUACAGAACAGGAAAUACCAGACAUGAAGGGGUUGUUGUGUUUUUUUUUUUUUUGGGAGCAGCACAAACUGGAAUAACAACCUGAACUGCCAGAAGGUGGCUGGGCCUCCAGGCACCACUCACCUGUCCUCAAAGCGUUGGUGUCCAGCCGACGUUUUUACUCAGAAAUGUUUUCAAUUUUAAUCAUGUUUUGUGCAGAAGUCACAAAUCCUCAUCCUCUGUCAGUGUUGUCAUUGAAAAAGUCUUAUCUCGGUCAUGUGUGUGCGGAGGAGACGCCACCGAGCUGGAUUUCCCAGCCACCUCCCUCCCGUUGUGAACGCAGGCUGCCCCCCUUUGUACGACAGUAGUUUUGUAAAACGGCCUCUUUAAACAGUCGCCUCGUCCUCCGAGGAUCCCUGUCAGUUCCAGUCUUAGCAGUUUGUCUGUAGUAUUAUCAAAUAAAUCCCAGGUUGCACAAAUCUGCACUUGAUCAGUUUCUU